Anopheles cruzii is the source of this 4578-nucleotide messenger RNA. Its product is annotated as RNA helicase aquarius. The coding region runs from base 1 to 4578 and encodes 1525 amino acids. NCBI's taxonomy places the organism in Eukaryota, Metazoa, Arthropoda, Insecta, Diptera, Culicidae. Gene Ontology annotation, biological process: mRNA splicing, via spliceosome. Gene Ontology annotation, cellular component: catalytic step 2 spliceosome. Gene Ontology annotation, molecular function: helicase activity; mRNA binding. The record is from RefSeq and is a predicted model, not a curated record. The transcript has 5 exons.
AUGGCUUCAUCAGAAGAUCCCCAGUCGCAGGAUAAACCUGUGCCCAAGGGUGCCAUAACAAUUUCCCAAAUCAAUGCGGACGAAAUCACCUUCCUAGCCAAUCGUUACUGGGCACCGGAUACGGCCAGCACGCACGAACCGUACGAUGCGCAGGUUAUCGAGGACGUUUAUCGGACGGAAAUAUGGCCGCGACAUUCGUUGCGCCGUAUCAUGAUGCUGGAGUUUAGCCAAUACCUGGAGAACUAUUUGUGGCCCAAUUUUGACGGCGACAAGUCGAGCCGAGCCCACCUGAUGUCGAUAGUGGCGAUGGUGAACGCGAAAUUUCGCGAAAAAGUGGAAGUGUGGAAAGUGUUUGAAGAGAAGCCGGAGCGGUUUGCGGAGUUUUUCCAGCGUGUGCUCGAGGCGUGUACCGAGGAACAUCAAGCUGUAACACCAAUGUUGAUGCGGGAACAAACGGCGCUGCUUGUGCUGUUAAAUCAUUGCUUCAAUAGCAUGGAAGUCGAGCUCUGUCGCAAUCAGGCCAAACGUCUGGUUUCGCUGACGAUGUGGGUCUGUCUGCAGCCAAAACGGCGCGAGCAAGAGCUCAAUCAGAUCCCCGAAUGGUGCAAGUUUUGGAGGAAGCUACAAAAACGAGAAAAACCGGAACAAACCGCCAAGCUGGAGUGGGAACGGCAUUUUUUACAGAAUCUUAUGGUCAAGUUCAUACACAUCCUUGAAACCAUUGGUCGGGAGGGGCCGAUUUGUGUGGAGACAGUGCAUUAUUGUGAAAGGUUCGUGGAAUUUUUAAUCGAUCUCGAGGCGCUCUUACCUACGAGACGGUUUUUCAACACGGUCAUGGAUGAUUGCCAUGUGGUUGUGCGUUGUGCCCUGUCGUCCCUAGUCCGCCGGGAGGAAGGAAAUCUUUUUGCUCAGCUGCUGGAUAUGCUCAAGUUUUACGCCCGUUUCGAGAUAAACGACGAAACCGGAGACCCGCUGACCGACCACGAUAUGACGCAGAUUCACUACGAGAAGAUUAAAUCCCUGCAGAAGGCCGCGUUCGCCAAGUUCCCGAAUCUGCGGCUCUUCGCACUGUCCAACGUGGCGACGGUCGAUACGCGCGAGUCCCUGGAGAAGCACUUUGGGGCGCUCAGUAACGAAAGCUUGCGCGAGAUCGCCCGCUACCUGAACCUGAUCCCGGACGAGCCCGGCAAACCGCCGUUCCAGUGGCACCGAACGGACGAAGAGUUCCUGCGGGAACUGCUCAUCUCGCGCCACGAAAGGCGCGUGUCGCAGCUGGAGUCGCUUAACGAGAUGCCGCUCUAUCCGACCGAAGCCAUCAUCUGGAACGAGAACAUCGUCCCGACGGAGUUUUACUCCGGCGAAGGAUGUCUCGCGCUACCGAAACUUAACCUCCAGUUCCUCACGCUCCACGACUAUCUGUUGCGUAAUUUUAAUCUCUUCCGACUGGAGUCGACCUAUGAAAUCCGUCAGGACAUCGAGGAUGCGGUCAGUCGAAUGUUGCCGUGGAAAUCGGAAGACGGUGACGUGGUCUUUGGUGGCUGGGCCCGCAUGGCUCUCCCGGUUCAAUCGUUCGCCGUGGUGGAAGUGUCGAAGCCGCACAUUGGCGAAAAGAAGCCCUCGCGGGUACGGGCCGACGUUAGCGUGACGCUCAACGUGCGCAAAGAGGUACAGGAGGAGUGGGAAAACCUUCGCAAGCACGACGUUUGCUUCCUGGUUACGGUACGACCGACGCAACCGAUCGGCACGAAGUACGACUACCGGGAGUGCUUCGUGCCGCAGGUGGGCCUGACGCACGUUCGGGGCUGCGAGAUCGAAGGAAUGCUUGACGCGAACGGGCGCGUCAUCGAGGAGGGGAUCGAACAGCGGCCGCAGCUCCCGGGCGAACAGAGGACGUUCCGCGUGUGGCUCGAUUCGAACCAGUACCGAAAGGACAUGGAUAAGGCGGAGGAGGAGGGCGAUGACGGUGGCCAGGAAGACGUGUACGAGGGGUUCAACAUUCUGAUGCGCCGCAAGCCGAAGGAGAACAACUUCAAGGCUGUGCUGGAAACGAUCCGCCAUCUAAUGAACACCGAGUGCGUGGUUCCUCCGUGGCUUCACGACAUUCUGCUCGGUUACGGUGAUCCAGGAGCGGCCCACUACAGCUGCAUGCCCGACCAGGCCCGGGUGCUCGAUUUUAAUGAUACCUUCCUGGACUGUGAGCACGUGACCGGCAGCUUCCCGGGGUACGAGAUUGCGUGCGACAAUCGCACGGUGCAGCCACCGUUUCGACUGACGUUCGAGGAUGUACCGGAGGAAGAGGACUCCGACGACGGCGAGGAACGGCAGUCGGAGUCGGCACCACUUCCGAAGCGGGUACGUGUCGAAUCGUACCGCAUUCCGAAACGCGGCCCGUACAAAUACAAUGAACCGAAGAAGAACGCCAUCCGCUUCACGCCGACCCAGAUCGAGGCGAUUCGGGCGGGAAUGCAGCCCGGGCUGACGCUCGUGGUCGGUCCACCCGGUACGGGUAAGACGGACGUGGCGGUCCAGAUUAUCUCCAAUCUGUACCAUAAUCACCCGCAGCAGCGCACCCUGAUCGUGACGCACUCGAAUCAGGCCCUCAACCAGCUGUUCGAGAAGAUCAUGGCGCUCGAUAUCGACGAGCGGCAUCUGCUCCGUCUCGGUCACGGCGAGGAAUCGCUCGAAACGGAAAAGGACUACAGUCGGUACGGACGUGUCAAUUACGUGCUCGCGAAACGUAUCGAUCUGCUCGGGCAGGUCCAGCAGCUACAGGAAUCGCUCGGAGUGCGCGGUGACGUGGCGUACACUUGCGAGACGGCGGGACACUUCUACCUCUACCACGUGGUCGCUCGGUGGGAGAAGUUCUUGAACGAUUUCGAGCGACGCGACGCAGGAACGAACGGCCACGAAGCGACCGAUGCUUCCCGGGAGCAGUUCGAGCAACAGUUCCCAUUCACUCGCUUUUUCCGAGACGCACCGCAACCCCUGUUUGGGGGGGCGACGUACGAAGAAAACAUGGAAACGGCCCACAGUUGCUUCCGGUACAUUUCGCACAUGUUCACCGAGCUGGAGGAGUUCCGGGCGUUUGAAUUGUUGCGCAGUGGUCUCGAUCGCUCGAAGUAUCUGCUGGUGAAGGAGGCGAAAAUCAUUGCCAUGACGUGCACACACGCCGCCCUCAAGCGGAAGGAGCUGGUCAAUAUGGGCUUCAAGUACGACAACAUACUGAUGGAGGAAUCGGCUCAAAUUUUGGAGAUCGAAACAUUCAUUCCGCUGCUGUUGCAGAACCCAUCGGAUGGCUACAAUCGGUUGAAGCGUUGGAUUAUGAUCGGAGACCACCACCAGCUGCCGCCGGUCAUCAAGAAUAUGGCGUUUCAGAAGUACUCCAACAUGGAACAGUCACUGUUCACGCGUCUGGUGCGCCUGGGUGUACCGACAAUCGACCUGGAUGGACAGGGACGUGCGCGGUCCAGUAUCUGCGAGCUGUACAAGUGGCGCUACGGGAAGCUGGGCGAUCUGGACCACGUGCACCGCUGGGAGGAGUACUGCCGGGGCAAUGCCGGGUUCGGGUUCGAGUAUCAGCUGAUCAACGUGGAGGACUUUAACGGGGUGGGCGAAACGGAACCGAAUCCGUACUUUUACCAAAACCUGGCCGAAGCCGAGUACGUGGUGGCGGUGUUUAUGUACAUGCGCCUGCUCGGGUACCCGGCCGAUAAGGUCUCGAUCCUGACGACGUACAACGGACAGAAGCACCUCAUACGGGACGUCAUCGAGUCUCGCUGCGCCAGCAAUCCGAUGUUUGGCAAACCGCACAAAGUGACGACGGUGGACAAGUAUCAGGGUCAGCAGAACGACUACAUUCUGUUGUCACUCGUACGCACCAAAACUAUCGGUCACAUCCGGGACGUACGGCGGUUGGUGGUCGCGAUGAGUCGUGCCCGGCUGGGGUUGUACAUUUUUGGACGCGUUGCCCUGUUCAAAAACUGUGUCGAACUGCAACCAGCCUUCCGGUUACUCAUGAAUCGGCCACUGCACUUGGAGCUACUACCGAACGAGACGUAUCCCACUGCCGGCCAACCAGAAACGGAACCCACGGCGCCGGAAGCAACCCCCGAAAAGGUGACCAUCAAAGACAUGACCGAGAUGGCACAGUUCGUGUACAAGUUCUACAUGCGCAAGGUGAACGUCAUUCGCGAUGAAAUGGAAAAAAUGAAGGAACUCUACGAAAAGCAGCGCCAGGAGCAGGAGGAAAAGCUGAACGAGCAGAUCAAGCAGGCGGACGCCGAAGCCGAAGAGGCCAGAAAACAGAAGCAGCUUAAGGCAGAAACGGAGAAGAAGCAAGUGGCACCGACACCGAUCCAAAAUGAACUUCCGGAUGACGGAGAACCGAACGCGGAAACGGAAGUCAGUGAACGUCCGCGACGUGGAAAGAAAAGACCAGCCGCUUCCGUGGAGGAGGAAGCUGAGGUUGCUGAACAGCAGAAAGAAGGUGAAGCCGUUGCGGAGGAAGUUAGUACUCCAGAGAACCUGUCUGAAGAGCAUUCAGAACAACCCGCAACAGAAGAGGAGAAAGAGGAAUAA